Molecule: messenger RNA, 1252 nt
Organism: Electrophorus electricus (electric eel)
Lineage: Eukaryota; Metazoa; Chordata; Actinopteri; Gymnotiformes; Gymnotidae
Gene: unc50
Product: unc-50 homolog (C. elegans)
Cellular component (GO): Golgi membrane
Source: RefSeq, a predicted model, not a curated record
CAGGACGUAGCUACGUGUACAGAUGACAUAGGAAGUGCAGAAGCGAAGACUGAUGCGUUGAUUUUCUCGCUUUGGAAAAGGACGAAUUGGGUCACUAACUGGAGCUACUGCCGGGGCAGUAACACCAGGAUGUUGCCGACCACCACAUACUCCCCUCAGAGGCAGAACAACGGCAGCCUCAGCCCACGGGACGCAGCACGCCACACGGCCGGAGCAAAGCGCUACAAAUACCUGCGCAGGCUGCUGCACUUCCGACAGAUGGACUUCGAGUUCGCCAUGUGGCAGAUGCUCUACCUGUUCAUGUCGCCACAGAGAGUUUACCGGAACUUCCACUAUCGGAAACAGACCAAGGACCAGUGGGCACGGGAUGACCCUGCCUUCCUGGUGCUGCUCAGCAUCUGGCUCUGUGUUUCCACAGUGGGUUUUGGCCUGGUUCUGGAUAUGGGUGUCUUGGAGACACUGAAGCUCCUGCUGUGGGUGGUGUUCAUCGACUGUAUCGGGGUGGGGCUGCUGGUGUCCACAAUCAUGUGGAUCGUCACUAAUAAAUACCUCAUGAAGUAUCAGAAUAAGGACUAUGAUGUAGAGUGGGGUUAUGCUUUUGAUGUGCAUCUAAAUGCCUUCUACCCACUGUUGGUCAUUCUGCACUUUUUACAAUUGUUUUUUAUCAACCACAUUGUGGUGAUAAGCUCUGACUGGUUUCUGGGGUAUUUUGUGGGGAAUACCUUAUGGCUCAUUGCUAUUGGCUAUUACAUAUAUAUCACAUUCCUUGGCUACAGUGCUCUGCCCUUUUUAAAGAACACGGGCAUUCUUCUCUACCCUUUCGCUUUGCUUGGACUUCUCUAUGUUUUGUCCAUCAGCCUGGGAUGGAACUUCACCAAAGGUCUAUGUUGGUUCUAUAAAUACAGAGUCCAGUAGGAGGCGCCAGAACAGCUAUUUGAAGGGACACUAUCUGUUUCAGUUUGGAUUGUGAUAUAUUCAGAGACGUGUGUACAAACCCACUGUGACUCUUUGGACUCUUUGGAUUUUGUAUACUUUGUAAAUAAUAGUUUGGUUGUAGAUAAAACAAAAGGGACAUAAGGUGGGGAAUGUUUAUAUUUUUUUUUAACUUGACAUACUUUAACUUUUCUGAUAUUAAUCAGAAAUGGUGAAAUUGGUUGGAUAGUGUUAAAGGGAUAGUACUUGCUCUGAUAAUUUUUGGGUGGCUUUCGUGAUACUCUAUUGGAACAAAUUCAAUAAACCAAUUUUUACAGUA